Ochlerotatus camptorhynchus is the source of this 978-nucleotide messenger RNA. Its product is annotated as PH domain-containing protein DDB_G0275795-like. The coding region runs from base 1 to 978 and encodes 325 amino acids. The record is from RefSeq and is a predicted model, not a curated record. The transcript is spliced from 2 exons. NCBI's taxonomy places the organism in Eukaryota, Metazoa, Arthropoda, Insecta, Diptera, Culicidae.
AUGACAGCAUUGAUCGAUAACACUGAGAUUUUGGUCCAGCCACAUCCAAACCUGAACGUUAGUCGCUGCGUCAUUUCCUGUUUCGAGUUGAUUGACAUGGAGGAAAAAGAUGUACUGCUGGAACUUAUCAGGCAGGGGAUUGGUCUUUUGAGUGUUGCUACCCGGCCUUACUACCCAAACCCGCUGCUAUGUUAUGGUUGUUUCCGUUAUGGUCAUCCACGUGUCCGUUGUCCUGGUCCACAACGUUGUCUGCAUUGUUCCGCCGAGCGCCAUGUUGAAGAGAAUGAGGAAUGUGGAGAAGCUGCCCACUGCAUUAACUGUGGAGGACCGCAUCGUCCGAACAAUCGCCAGUGCCCCGUUUACAAAAAGGAGACGGAUGUUAUCCGUAUCAAGGUCGAUCGCAAUCUCACGUACCCGGAAGCACGCAAGCAGGUUGAAGCAGGAGUGAGAAGCUACGCAGCAGCAGCAGCCCAGCCAAGUGUCGAUCGUCAAAAGCUCGAACAACUCGAGAAAGAGAUGAAGAAGAAAGACGCCCAGAUUGCCAAUCUGUUGGAAGCAAUGAAGCGAAAGGACGAGAAGAUCGACAAGCUGAUAUCCCAUAUCAAGAACAUGUGCCAUGCAGAAAGCCAACCAGCUCAACAACCACAACAGCAGCAGCAACAACAGCAGCAACAACAGCAACAACAACAGCAACAACAACAGCAGCAGCAAGUCAGAGAGUCGCGAGCAGCAGGACCAUCCAUGCAUCUAAGGACCCGCUCACCUGCAGUUGUAGAACCGAAACAAAGUCAACCUGGGAAGAAGAAAAAACGCAACAAGUCGAACAAUACAUCACCCGGUCGCCAAAGUCCUCCUUUGAAGAAAGUAAUCGCCGAACAAAACCCACCGCACGAUUCCGAAGCUGUAAGUAUCGACGAGGAGUCUGAAAUCGACGAAACGCCCCCUAGCCAGCAAAAUCGACGACAUCAACUCCUCUAA